Molecule: messenger RNA, 922 nt
Organism: Pseudomassariella vexata
Lineage: Eukaryota; Fungi; Ascomycota; Sordariomycetes; Amphisphaeriales; Pseudomassariaceae
Exons: 1
Coding region: 139-603 (154 amino acids)
Source: RefSeq, a predicted model, not a curated record
AAUAUAUGAAUACCCUGCCUGAGAAGAUGCCUGUGUAGUGAAAUAGGGCGAUUAUUCGCACCACACCGAAGCAACUGCUGGGAAUAAAUGUUGAGUGAACUCUGAAAUAGGCGACACCUCAAGCAGGUAUCCAUCAACAUGCAUAAGACGGUCAACCCGUAUUCAAGGUGCCCAAUACAGAUAGGAAUCCCCUCUACUUGCUAUCAAGAGGAAGGGGGCUUGUCCGGUUGCAUCGGUGGGCAUCCUCCAGACAAUCGUAUUGCCGAUCAACCCAUUAAGUGGGCAUUGCAUAGUGUACAUAAAAGAAGAAGAUUUGAGACGAAACCACAAGUACAACUCGAUUUGGUCUCAUUGAAUAGCGAUCACGGCUUCAGGAGGAUUUGUUGGCAGUAUUUGAUACCACCCUUGCACCUUCCGAACUUUGAAGCUUGGACCUUCCGGGAAAGAACUAGACUAGAUCGACUAUGCAGACCCGGAGUGAACCCCUGGCGGCACGCAAAGAAAAGCGUGCUGAGUGCACGGGCCUUUGCAAACAUCGAAAUCCAUAACCAGAUGGCCGUGUUUUAUUAUGGGCGAACCGCAGCUGAAUUUCGACCUCGAUAAACAUUGAAUCAGUCAGAACCAAUUUCCUAUUUUAAUUCGAGGUAGCCGCACGCGAAUAAUCCACUUUGAGCCUAGCGCCUCCUGAAGACCGCACAAUCAGCCAGCAGCCCCCGCGACUCCCCGCGACUCGCAUUUAAACCCACUGUCACCUCCCCCCAACCAUCGCUUUUUCCUUUAUUCUUUUCCCAGUUAAUCGCCAAUCAUUCACACUCUGCAUUGCCUAUUUCAGCAUCGCGGCGUCAACAUUUCCAUCAAAUCCAACACCAAACCACAUCUCAAUCAUCACUUACACUUCUCAAAAUGACUGGACGUAAGUUGC